CUCGCCGCCCUCGCCGCAGCCAUCACCCCCCCAGUUGCCCAUGGUGUUGUCGGCGCUGCCCAUUUUCGCGCUGUCGCUCUACGCGCGCUGGCAGCCGCUCCGCCCGGCCGCUGCGCGCUCGCCUCAAUGCACGAUGCUCGACCACGAGGGCUGGAUGCAGUACGCGGUGCAGCUGUCCGAGCGCGGGCGGCUGAGCACAGCGCCCAACCCGUGGGUCGGCUGCGUCAUCGUCGGCGGCGACGGCGGCGUGCUCGCCGAGGGCUUCCACGAGCGCAAGGGCGGCCCGCACGCUGAGGCCGCCGCGCUGGCCGCCGCGCGCUCGCGCGGCAUCACGUCCGAGCAGAUGGCGGAGGCGUGCUGCUACGUGACGCUCGAGCCGUGCCACCGCGGGCCGGGCAAGACGACGCCACCGUGCGACGAGGCGCUCGUCGCGAGCGGGCUGCGCGAGAUCCACAUCGCGGUCCUCGACCCCGACCCGGCCUUUGGCGGCGGCGCGGCGCACCUGCGUGAGAACGGGAUCUGCGUGACGGUCGGCACGGGCGCGAAGGCGGUGCUCGCCUCGCUGCGGCCGUACCUCCACCAGCGCCGCUGCAAGGCUCCGUACGUCGUCCUCAAGGUGGCCAGCACGCUCGACGGCGCAAUCGGCUGCGAGGACGGCACCUCGCAGUGGAUCACGGGUCCCAAGGCGAGGAGGCACGCGCAGCUACUGCGCGCGUCCUCCCAGGCGAUUCUGGUCGGGUCGGGGACUGCGGUGGUGGACGAGCCACGUCUCACGCUGCGGCUCGAGGACGAGGGGCUCCUCCCUCCCGGCUGGGCUGCACCGCCGAAGCCGCCGGUCCGAGUGGUGCUGGACGCGCGCGGCCGGCUGGCGAGGGGGGCCCUCCUCGACACGGCGGCCGCACCGACGCUCGUCUUCACCACCGCCGCCGCUCCGGCCGAGGCGAGCCUCGAGACGGACCCGAGGAGCCUUCCGAUAGGAGUGCUGCAGCUGAUGGUCGAGGGCGGCGGCGCCGUCAUCGGCGGCUUUCUGGCCGAGGGCACCGCGAAGCUGGCUAGCGGCUCUGCUUGCGGCGGCGCCGCGCAGCAGCUGCAGCUCUAUCUCGGGGCGACGGCGUUGGGCUCGACAGCGCAGCGCUGGAUCAAGGCGCCGCUCGCUUCGACCAAGGCAGUGACUCACAUUUGUCUACUCACGCGAAGGGCGCGCCACGCGACGCUCCUCUCGACCGAGGUUCUCGGAGACGACGUCUGCCUCUGCUACGCGCUCGGAGAGGGGGAGGUGGGGGGGGAGGUGGCGGCGAGCGGAGAGUGACGACGGCGCGGAGGCGUGUGACAGGCGGAGUUACAUUACAUGACUGGUUCCCACGCUCUGAAAGUGGCGAACCCUGCG
Emiliania huxleyi CCMP1516 is the source of this 1387-nucleotide messenger RNA. RefSeq lists its product as hypothetical. Bases 41 to 1309 code for a protein of 422 amino acids. Gene Ontology annotation, molecular function: 5-amino-6-(5-phosphoribosylamino)uracil reductase activity; diaminohydroxyphosphoribosylaminopyrimidine deaminase activity. The transcript is spliced from 10 exons. The record is from RefSeq and is a predicted model, not a curated record. Lineage: Eukaryota; Haptophyta; Isochrysidales; Noelaerhabdaceae. Gene Ontology annotation, biological process: riboflavin biosynthetic process.